Messenger RNA from Nilaparvata lugens (brown planthopper), 8117 nucleotides. RefSeq lists its product as uncharacterized. Lineage: Eukaryota; Metazoa; Arthropoda; Insecta; Hemiptera; Delphacidae. The transcript has 3 exons. The record is from RefSeq and is a predicted model, not a curated record. Bases 639 to 2660 code for a protein of 673 amino acids.
AGUUCAUCCUGCUUGUAGAAUCAGAUCUAUAUAGACUACAUACUAAAAGGUUCUGUUUAUUGAUGUUUUGAAUUUGAAGCUAGCAGGAUUGGUUAGGGAAAUAGGUUUUUGUUUUUGAAUGUUUAUUAACUUAUUUUUAAAAUUUUUAGUUUAAUAAUUUCGGAUGAUAAACGCAAAGAACAAAAACGUUGACUGAAUAGCCAGCUGAUCAGGAUAAACUGAAAUACAGGUUGAAAUGAAUCUCAGUCAUGUUCAUGCCAUUCCGAGAUUCUGAGCUGACAUUCUGUAGUUCACAGUAAAUAUAGUGAAUAUUUUCAAUCAGGCAAAGCAGGGGCUAUUAUAUCUGUAGUUUUCAAGUGAAACGCAAAGGUCUCUGUGAAUGUGAAACAAUAUAAAACAGUAGGCCUACAACGAGAAAGAAUAGGAUUCUGGAAUGUUUAAAAGUUGAUGUGGAAUAAUUGUAUUGUUCGUUCAGGCAAGGCAAUAGGCCUUACAACUACAGAAGAACAGGACUACAGCAAAAUAUUACUAUUAUUUGAGCGACAUUAGUUGUUGAGCAGAAAAGGCUUCCUGAUUUUUCUCAUUGACAUUCAUCAAUAUCAUUCAUCAGUGUUAGCUACCAUUUAUGCUGCUCAACAAUGGAUAGAAGAGAAGCAAUAUUGAAUGCAAUCCCUCCUCACAAGGCAUGGAGAUUGCGGGGAAGACGCUAUCAACAAGGUAUGUGCAAUGUCAUUGGAAAGAGGUUCUACGAUGAAGUUCCCAAUCAACUUCUUCAUAAGAAAAUUGGUUUCUCACUUUAUGGUGCACCCACUGAAUUCACAAAUGGAAACCAAGAGUUGACCUACACAAAAGAAAAAAAUGAAAAGAUAGAGAAAUUGGUAAAUCAUAUUCUCACAAAAAAUACCAACUCCAAUGAUACAUUUAUAGCAUUUGUAUAUAUACAUCUUCGUUGUAAGGAUAGUAAGAAAUAUGAAGGUAUAAGUGUUGUGUUUCGUAUCUUGCAAGGUCCUCUGACUGAUGCCAACAUUGAUAAUUAUUACUUCAUGGAUUCAAACGGUCGAAAUUACAAAGAUUGGCAAGAUUUCUUGGAAGAAAAUACAUUACCGCAAUGUGACAUGUGCGUCCCCAAAAAUGGAAUUUACUCAGAGUUCAAAGGAAGAGUUGAACUGAGUUAUGUUGAAUCGCCUUCGUGUCGUUUGGGCAAAAAAGUUCUGAAUUGUCUUGACAACACGAGUACGGUUUUGGGAGUAGCGGCGACUGGUGCGUCGUUGGCGUGCCUGGCCCCCGCAGCUGCGGCGUUCGCCGUCCCUCUGAGUCUGGGCGCCGGUGCAGCGAUCGUCGCCUCAGGCGUCUACGAUGCGGGCAGGAGCAUUGCCAAGCUGGUCGAUUGCGGAAAGCAUGAGGAGAGUCUCAGUUUGAAGAAUGCCAAGGCGAGAGGUCUGUGGCUUGGCUUAGCAACUUCUAGCUUGGGCGCGGCUGCAACCGGUGGCAGAUUCAUAGGAAAAGCCAGAUCCUUCUUCAAGGCAGGAGAAGCAAUCAUUGAAGCUGAAUCAGCAUUUCUACGGUUCGUUAACUUUUCGUCAUUAGCAGUUAGUGGAGUGACUAUAAUCAAUUCAUUAGUCAAUGCUGUUAUCAAGUACAGAGAAGGAACUCUGGAGAGGAUUGAUAUUCUCCAAUUCAUUGAUGCUUGCUAUUUCUUUAUAAAUGCGUUGAUAACAACUGAGAUUGCUCAUUGGUUGAUUGGGACUGUUGCAACGGGCGAUCCCAAAGGGAUGUGUUUCACCAAAAUCAGAGAAUUCGGCAUAGUAGACACACUUAUUGAUGUCAGAAAUGAUAGGAACUAUAGACUAUUGAUGAAACUGAUCGGCCAAAACAAAUAUAUGCCCAAAGUAGACCUGAAUGAGAUUGAUAGAAUUUCUGCAACGCUUCUGAGGCAUGUGCGCGAUGUGUCAUCUGGAAAAAUGAGUUGGCCUGAAUUCAUGAUCGAGAUGACCGGAGUGAGUAGGACUCUGUGGCUCAAGUUCAAAGAGCCUGUCAUUGCUGCUGUCAACAAACUCCUGGAAAUUAAUAAUGCAACUGAUGCCGAAUCUAUCUUCAUCGACCCUGUUCAUAGGGAAAUUGUUCACACGAAGCCAGAUAUUGCUAGGCAACUCUGUUUGGUAGUACAGAAGGUAAUAGACCAGUGCAAUGUGGAUGACGAGGAUGGCUCAAUAAUGAAGAGCAUAUUCGCUCUGAUUUUCACAUUCAAUUCGAACUACGAGGACAACUUCACUGUUGACUUUCUGCAGAAAGCUAGAUUUGUUUGCGAAUGCGUGUCAACCAAGUGGGACAACUUGACAGACGAGUACGAGCUGGCUCGAGACACAGCCGAGUCGAGCUGCGACAAUUUUGACGAGGUGCAGUUCAACCGUGGCUUCGGCUUCGCACACGAGAGUGACAUUCCUCGCUGCCUGCUGCAGAGGGCAACUUACCACCUGCUGGCCUACGUCGACGAUAUGCAACAGUACUAUGAAGAAGAUGCAGGCAACAGUCAGCCCGUCACCUGUGAGCCGCCCUGCUUGGAGACCAAUUUCGGCGAUUGCUACAUUAUGAUUGUGAGGCGGCUACAUGUGACGACGACUACUGGAAUCUGUUGGCAAAUAUUACAGGAUUACAUCUGAACAAUGGCAAUGCAACCAUGUUCAGACAAAAUGCAACUAAUUCUGUCGUUGAUGAUGUAAUCCUUAUUCGGCCCAAUAAUCAGAACUGUGAUAUCAAGCUGGUAUCAUUCAUCACUGUUGAAGAGGAUGAUAGUGCAGUUGGUAUACUCACUGUGAUAAAAAAAUCGUCUGAUCAAGGAUUAUAAUUCACUCAGCUCCUUGCUGUUUUCCAACUGAAUAGGAAAAGACAAAUCUAUUAAUUAUUGCAAAGCCAAUCUUAACUCUUCUUGAAACUUGACUGUCAUGAUUGUAAGCUAAUGUUAAUUAGUCAAAAGUUUUCUUACAAGUAUACAGCAUAAUCCCAAGUAAAGGUUAUAGGAUUCUAUGUUAUAUAAAAAAACUUUAUGCUGUCUUAAAACAAUUUAUUUUACAAAUUUCGUUUACAGAAAUGGUUAUGAAAAUAUGUUGAAUGUCCCACAGUGAUUGAGGAAGUUCGGUCGAUGUUGAAAAUCGCCAAACAUGAGGAAUAGUCCAUGAACUUCGGUUAUUAUUAGAAACCUUCCAAUAUUAGACAAUUAUAAACUGUAUCGUAAACCAACGCUUUCCAAAAGACUGAAUCUUCUAAGUGAACAAACAAGCAAUACACAAGAAAUAAUUAUUGAUAUGUUAUAUGUUUGAAAGUUAUAUUUGUAUUGGAAAAAUAGCAAUCACUAUGUACUGGCGACCUUUGAAAAUAAAAACUGUAAUUAUAUCAUCUUCAUCAUCAUAAUACACUAUGUCUAAUCUUUUUUCCCCAAGUGUAAGUUUGAAAUCAGAAAAUAUUACCAGAUAAUUUAUUAAAAUUGAAAUUUAAUUUUGAAAAACAAUAAUCACCAAGUGAAAUAUACUUAUUUUGCUGACAAUAGAUCCAAUAAAUAUCCCACUUUUGUGGCUAUGAACGUUUUUCAUCUUUCUUGUCUUGUAUUAUUGGAAAGUGUAAAAUGUGUAAAAGUUUAUCCAAUAAACUUGAAUUAGAAUUCUAGAACAUAUUCUUAUUAUAAUAAAAUAUAAAUUAUAAUAAAGGCCUACACAUUGUUAUUGAAUUACAUUUUCAAUCAAACAUAAAAAAGUGCCUCACAAACUCAUGAAUGGAUGAUAUUAAUAAAUAUUUUGUUGAGAAAGAAAAGUUAUUUAUACUUUGAAUACUGUACUUUAGUAUAAUUCAAAAUAUAAAUUAGAAAAACAUAAUUUCAAAAUUCUAUAUAUUUUAGUAUGUAGUAUAGUAGUAGUAGUAUAGAUUUCAAAUAAUGUGUAAAAUAUUAGUGUACGGAAAUUUAUAAUCAACUAAUAAACAUUUACAUAUAUGGUAGGUAGUUGUAAUUUGGAGUGAUCCGUGGUCUAGUGGAUAGAGAGCUUGCGUAGCGGCAUAGAGAUCCCGGGUUCGAACCCACUCACAACCGAAAGUUUUUUAACCAGAUCACUCCCGUGUUAUCGGAUGGGCACGUUAAACUGUCGGUCCCGGCUGAAGUAUGACAGUCGUAAGGCCCAUUGACGGCUCAAAUUAUAUAUUCAGGCGGUGGGACCUUCCCGCAAGGGACUCCCCACCAACAUAGCCAUACGAAUUUACUUUUUUUUUAGUUGUAAUUUCCCACUAUUAGAAGAAUAAUAUUCUUCUGUUAAAUUAUUUGAGGUUCCGUACAAUAGUAUGUGUUGAUAUUUAUGUUUCUAUUCAUGUUCUAUGAAGUCUAUGUUUGAUAUUCAUGUUUAUAUUCUCUUAGCCCAACAUACCAAUGCAAUUCUAUUCUUAAACAUUGUUUCAUCUUGCCACUCGAAAGGACAUAACUUAGUUUGAUUUGUUUACAUCCAAACAUUAAAUAAUGUGCCUUAAAAUAUCAAUGACAGGUAUUUAAAUUAGGAAAAAAUUGUACUUGAAAUAACUGGGGAAAAUAGUGCUUCAAAGAACUGAAAUAAAUGUGUUGGGUGUAAUUGAGAAUAAGCUCCAAAUAUCACAAUCCUAAUAAAUUAGAUAAUGUGCCAUAAUAUAUCAAUGACAGGUAUUUAAAUUAGGAAAAAAUUGCACUUGAAAUAACUGGGGAAAAAAUAGUUAGUGCUUCAAAGAACUGGAAUAAAUGUGUUGGGUGGUUGAGAAUAAGUUACAAAUCUCACAAUCCUUUGGAAUUCAGUUAAAAUACUUCAUUCAUGAAUUUAUGUAAUCUUUAGCUGAAUAUUCUAAUCAUUGUAGAUUUGCUGAAGAGAGCGAAAUCAUUCCAGUGCUUAAAUUUAGCCAUCAAUUUGUUGUAGUUAUACAAUAAUAAUAAAUUGUAGACCGAUUUCAGUCAUAAAAUUUGGCUGAAAUUUUUGAAAAAGUUAUCCAUCUGACACAUAAUUUUUCACAAAGCAUAAAAUCAUUUUAUUCUUUGUCUGAAAGCCAAAUUGGUAUAUAAUUGAGAUAUAUUACAAUAUGAAAAAUGGAAAAUACAUAUUAAAUAAAUUCAAGUAUACAGUUUACAAUAUACUUCGUAAAUUUACAAGAUUGAUGUCUACCAUCACUAGAAAAAAUCUUCGAUUUUUGAAGAACUACCAAAAUUCUCAUUAUAUUCGUAUCAUACUAUGAUUUCUUCCAUAGCAUUGCUAGUUAUGACAUAAUUGCUUUGGGUACGGUACGGUAUAUGAUAAGCAUAUGGGGGGGGGGGUGAUUGGAGAGGCUGUUAUAGUUCCAUAUUGAAUAUACUUAAAUCGAUACAAAAUAAAACCUCGCAGAGAAAGUUCGAGAGACAAUACUAUGUUAUUUUAGUUAUUAAUUGCAUGCGUUAUUGCACGCAAUCAAUAGUUCAUUUAUUUAUUUAUUCACAAUUGAGACAACGGGUUUCCCCAAAUAUGUCUCCUCAACAAUAAAAAUUGUACAGAUACAAAUGAAAAAAGAAAAAUAAUGAUAAAAAUAAUACGAACUUAUGCAAUAAUAAAAUAAUACAAACAACAAAAAUACCACCUAAUUCAAAAAUGAAAAAUACAAAGAUUUCAAAUACUUAUGAAAAAAGUGAAAAUAAAACAAAUUAGGAAUUCAAAAUUUAUAGAAAUUAAAGAAUAUAAUAACAAAUAAUGAACAAGAAUUUUAUCAAUAGAGUAAAUAACAUUUAUAACUGAACGACGUCCCAAACCAUAUGCACAUCCACACUGAUACACCAAACUAUUUAUUUGAUCAGAUCAUGCUUACACAAAAUUUAAUUAUCAUAUAACGCUUUCCGGAAUUUAGCGCGAGAAAACCAGAAGACAUCUAGGCGCCCAGACAAGCUGUUAUAAGUUAUUUGCAUCCUAUUUAAUAGUGCAUAAAAAUUGCAUUCAAUGAGGCAUGCAAUUUAUAGGCUACACAGCUGCUGAUUUUUUACCAAGUUACAUUGAGAUAUUGAAUUGCAUGCGUCAUGGCAUGCGUUUUAUAAUCCACUCGACAGCUGAUUUAUGAUGAAUAAUUCUAUAGUCUGAUUUUUACUCUAAUAUUGGCGUAUGAAGGAGGCUUCUUUUUUCUUUUAUACUAGGGGUAUUCACAAUGUUGGAGUUAGCUGGCUAAGUCGCGGUAUUCGCUAUCUCCAGCUAUUUGCUAAGUCUGUGUUAACUCAAUGCUAUAGUGGUGCGUUAGAAAAAAAUUAACAGACGAUCGAGGUAGCAGAUAGCGCAGGUUUGAGUCCGCUAACUCUAGCUUUUUCUGUUGAAACGGCAGCCAUAUUUUUAUAAUCUUACUUUUUCAAACUAACUUUAAGUUACACAAAUUAUCCGCUUGGAUCACUACUGCAGUUAGCUAAUAGCAGAUGGGUUUAGAUGGGGCGUUCACAAUCCAGAGUUAUCAAAUAGCACUUUAGCUGGCUAAAACAACAUUGUGAAUACCCCUAUUAUCCUUGAAAUGCAAAAUUUCCAAAAUCCUUGUAUAUACGACGACGCGCAAUUUAAAAAGGAACAUACAUAUCAAAUUUCAUGAAAAUCUAUUAUUUUACGCCGCGUUUCGACGUAAAUGCGCAACAUAUAAACAUUUAAACUGUAAUAGAAAUGCCAAACCGUCGACUUGAAUCUUAGACCUCACUUCUUUCGGUCAAUAAUGUCUUUAUAUUGAAAUUAAUUUUUAUUUUUCAAAAAUAUGUUUAUGUCUAUCAUUUUAAUUUUUAUUCACUUUAUUCUUUUAUAUUUGUCUAAUCUUAUAUUAAACAACCGGAAUUGUAUAACGUUUUCAACUUUAACUUUUAGGUAGAUGUUUAUUUUUAAUUUUAUUUCACCAACCAAUCCCAGACAUUUGUCAACAUCUCUGUUUAGAAUGUAAAUACAUUUUAUGUAUUCUCUGGUAAUAAAUUUGAAUUUGAUAAUUUUAAAAUUAUUACAAAAGAUGAAGACUUUGUAAAAUACCUUUUUUUAAUUUCCUCAGAAUAUUUUUUAUUCAUAAAAAAAUAUAUCGAUCUCAUUAUGUAAUACAUAAAAAUAAUUUCACACUCGACUGUUUCAUGUGACAGUUCUAAUUUCUAGAAAGUCAGUCAAGUGUGAAAAUGUAUUAUUAUUUGAACUCUUAACUUACAAUAAUCUUCAUGUUACAAUUAAGGUUAUUUAGCUAAGAAUUUGUCACAUCAAUUAAUAUACUGUCUCAUGUGACAGUUCUAAUUUCUAGAAAGUCAGUCGAGUGUGAAAAUGUAUUAUUAAUUGAACUCUUAACUUACAAUAAUCUCCAUGUUACAAUUAAGUUUAUUUCGCUAAGAAUUUGUCUGUUAAUUGAACUUGGAUCUGGCUUCAUUGAUAUGGCUCGGCUCUUGAAGCUAAGCACGUGAUUCAUAAAUCAUAAUUUUGACAGUUUUAGUGGCAGUUCAAAUGUUCAAACUUAAAUUUAUUUAUUCAUCAAAAGCAUAUUUACAAAAUAAUAGUGUAACAAUAAUGUAAUGAAUAUACUCCCUGCGUGGAUGAUUUGUCCGUGUGCAGGGAGGAAAUUUAAAGAUUUUAGAGAGGAGUUGUUUUUGAAGUACAAAUUUAUAUUAAUAAUAUAGUCCGUGCAAAUCUCAGUUUGCAGCACGGAGCUAUUAUAUGACCAAUAUUAUUUCUAUAUAAAAAUGGGAGCACACUGUUAAACUGUCGUUUUUGUGUUGAUUCUAUAAAAAAGGCCUACGCUCUCUCUUUCUCACAGAAUUACCUAGCUCACAUGCUCUCUGGAUUCGAUGGAAUCUUCAUACUCCAUAAGAGCAAUGCUGCAAUCCACGGUUUGCAGAGACUAUAGAAAUUAUCAUUAAAAUCUUAUCUUUUACAGGGUAAUCAAGUGUUGAGUCGAUGAAAUGUAUUUGUACAGUACAAUGGUGCUAAUGUUAUGGCUUCACUGGUUCGUUACCAAUGAUUUUAAUAACUGUAACUGUUUUAUAAAUUGAAUUUUUGUGAAAUAUUUUUAGAAUCAAUGUUAAUAUGACUCGAUUAUAUAAACUUUUUAUGGUUUUUAUGCUACUUUUAUCAUUGGUUUCUAAUAAACUUCAUAAUGGGAAA